Setaria italica (foxtail millet) is the source of this 1028-nucleotide messenger RNA. Its product is annotated as GTP-binding nuclear protein Ran-2. Lineage: Eukaryota; Viridiplantae; Streptophyta; Magnoliopsida; Poales; Poaceae. Gene Ontology annotation, biological process: ribosomal subunit export from nucleus; protein import into nucleus. The transcript is spliced from 8 exons. Gene Ontology annotation, molecular function: GTP binding; GTPase activity. The record is from RefSeq and is a predicted model, not a curated record. Gene Ontology annotation, cellular component: cytoplasm; nucleus. The coding region runs from base 161 to 826 and encodes 221 amino acids.
AGCCUCCGCGGCGGCCCCUCUCCAUCCAGGUCCAUCGAAGACGCUCCCCGACUUCACAAGUCCGUUUCGAACUCUCUAGACGCCUCUCUCGUCUUCGUCGCCGCCCCGUUCGGCCGUUCCCCAUCCCCAAACCCGCGUUCCCCUCUCGCGCGUCGCGGAAAUGGCGUUGCCGAAUCAGCAGGUUGUGGAUUACCCCAGCUUCAAGCUCGUCAUCGUUGGCGACGGUGGAACUGGGAAAACCACAUUUGUGAAAAGGCAUCUUACUGGGGAGUUUGAGAAGAAAUAUGAGCCCACCAUUGGUGUUGAAGUUCACCCACUGGAUUUUAGCACCAACUGUGGUAAAAUCCGCUUCUAUUGCUGGGACACUGCUGGGCAAGAAAAGUUUGGUGGUCUCAGAGAUGGCUACUAUAUCCAUGGCCAGUGUGCCAUCAUCAUGUUUGAUGUCACUUCAAGGCUGACAUACAAGAAUGUACCAACAUGGCACAGGGACUUGUGCAGGGUGUGUGAGAACAUUCCCAUUGUCCUCUGUGGUAACAAGGUUGACGUGAAGAACAGGCAAGUCAAAGCCAAGCAAGUUACAUUCCACAGGAAGAAGAACUUGCAGUACUAUGAGAUUUCUGCCAAGAGCAAUUACAACUUUGAGAAGCCCUUCCUUUACCUCGCUAGGAAGCUGGCAGGGGACCAGAACCUUCACUUUGUCGAGGCUGUUGCUCUGAAGCCACCAGAAGUGCAGAUUGAUAUGGCCAUGCAACAACAGCAUGAAGCUGAGCUUGCUGCGGCCGCCGCGCAACCCCUGCCAGAUGACGAUGAUGACCUGAUCGAGUAGAUAAUAUCAUGGCCCUUGUCGAUGAUGUGCGAGUGAACUUUUUAUAAGAACCCAUAGUGGUUCAUCCUUAGAUUUUAGGAAGCUGGAUGUUCUCUUGAUGUAUCUGAUGAGAAUGAGUUAUGAAAUUUCUAUCCGAUGUUGCCGAGGUUUGUUGGUGACUGAACCGGCUCCUUUCGAGUAAUACAGUUCUGUCGUCACAUAU